This is a messenger RNA of Aspergillus versicolor CBS 583.65, 612 nucleotides long. RefSeq lists its product as uncharacterized. NCBI's taxonomy places the organism in Eukaryota, Fungi, Ascomycota, Eurotiomycetes, Eurotiales, Aspergillaceae. The transcript is spliced from 2 exons. The record is from RefSeq and is a predicted model, not a curated record. The coding region runs from base 1 to 612 and encodes 203 amino acids.
AUGGCUACUCUGAAGUGGGUUUGGCUGCUUUUGCUCUCGGUGGUGCAGGUGGCCCAAAGCGAUGAAACAGGCAGAAGUAAUUGGAUUGUGCCUGACGGAAGCAACGAGAAGGACUUCCAACAGACCUUCUACAAUGGGGAGAAAGUGCACCUCCAAUGGGCUGGCUGGGCCAGCUACUACACAGAUUCAUUGCUGGACGGCAGCCUCAAAGCAAACCUGUAUGUGGUUGCAUGGGAGGACAAAGACGCGGACUAUAUCAGACCACUUGCGUCUUCGUGGGACGUCUCGGGCUCUGGGUCGUACGACUGGACGGUCAACAUUGACAACGAAACCCUGGCAAAGAACCACAAGUACUGUGUUGUCUUUGCAGAAGAGGGCUAUAGCUAUUCCUACGACGGAUACAACAUCUUUUCCUCAAGCUUCCUCGUGCGGAACAGGCCUGCCCGUUCACGCACCCCAACCCCGGAGGCCGCAUCAUCCGGUGGGCUCCAGACGGGCGCGAAAGUUGCAAUAGGAGUUGGCGUUGCAAUCGGGGGUCUGGCUGUUUUGUCUGCGCCGGGCUUCUUCCUUUACAGACUGGGCCGACAACAGGAAGCAGGGGAAAAGAAAUGA